Molecule: messenger RNA, 444 nt
Organism: Symbiodinium natans
Lineage: Eukaryota; Dinophyceae; Suessiales; Symbiodiniaceae
Source: the annotation of a GenBank genome assembly
AUGGCAGCGCCUCGUCCCGCGACUGCUGCGGAAGCCUUUGGAAUCACCGUGCGAGCUCUCAAAAUUAAGCCACGCUGGCUGCAGCAGAUCCUUGAAGGUACCAAGCGCAUCGAAAUCAGGAAGAAGCCUUGCCCUCACAAAGGCUGGAUCUCUUUGGCCGCCACUGGCGUCCUGGAAAUCCAAGGACGUGCGUUGAUCUCUGGUUCACACCGGCUUUCUGCCGCUGAGCGAGAAGAAUACGCUGGCACCUUGGAGGCCUUGGCUUACGAAGACCCAUGGGCUUGGGAAAUUGAAGAGGUGGAGCUGCUGCCAUCGCCGAUCGCAAUCCCCAGCUGGGUGGCGCGAGGCAGUGUGCAAUGGCUGACUCGAGAGCGCUGGCAGCGUUGGGAUGAUGCACUUCUUCGCAGCGCAAACAGCAGUGAGAUGCGUGUGCGACCCAAAGAA